UUUUCGCUAGUUUUGAAAUUUAAUCAACAACAACAACAACGAAUCUGAGACUGAUUUCACAAUUUUCUUUUGAACAGUCCACUUUGAUGAUGCUGGCAUGGAGGGAAGUCACAUCCCAAACCAGCCCAAUCCUAGAUUUGGUUUUGUUCAAAAUCCAGGAGGAAUGCACUAUGGAUCUGGUAUAGACACAGGACAGAAUUUAUCCACACCAGGACAGAGUUUACCCCCACCUCCACCUCUUGUCAGACAUGGGAAUGCCUCAUCAUCAGCUACCACAUCUUCAUCAGAUAUUUUUAAUGGUGCUUUAGAAGAUCACUUCAGAAGGUCACUUUAUCCCUAUCCUUCAUCUAGUGUAGCUUCCAGAAAUGGCAGCUCAGCUUCCGGAAGUAUGGGGAGCAGUAUGGGUAACAGUGUUGGAAGCAGUAUGGGCAGCGGUAUGGGUAACAGUGUUGGAAGCAGUGUGGGCAGCGGUAUGGGUAACAGUGUUGGAAGCAGCAUGGGCAGCGGUAUGGGUAACAGUGUUGGAAGCAGUAUGGGUAACAGUGUUGGAAGGAGUAUGGGCAGCGGUAUGGGGAACAGUGGUAUACCCAACCAAUCAAAUACUAGAUUUAGAUAUCAGAAUCCUGCCCAGACAGGUGCACAACAAUAUGGACCUAAUUGGCGAGGUCCAAACAUGAGACAUCCAGGGACAGUGACAAAAGGUCAGAAUGAUCAAAUGUUAAGACAAGCUCUAGGUCAUGAGUACAACAUUUCACUUAUGCAGCAAGAUAAACAAACCAACUUUGCAGUUAGUCAAGGUCAAGGUCAAUUUCAUGGUGUAACUGGUCAAGGAUAUAUGUACAGAGACUUGACAAAUGCGCUAAAUGUUCCUGGUGCCUUAAGGGAGAGAAUAGAUCCAAGGUUCCCAAGCUCAUGUCGCAUGCCAACUAAUACGACACAGAAUGUAGCUGGAAAUAUGAGAAAAACUGGUCAAAGUUUUGCACCAAACUUCAAUAACUUUACUGAAAUGCAAAGAGCACAAGGUUAUGGGUCUAAUACAAAUCAGUAUUCCUUGAAUCAGGGAGUUCCUAUGCCCCCACCGGCACAUCAGAAUGGUCCCAGGAUGCCACCACCUGCUCAUCAACAACAGUCUGGAACCUUGCUCUCUCAUGGUCAAGGUCACAUUGGUGUUAACUCCAGACAAGCUCAAGUGAGUUCUGCCUAUGGCAUGGUGUCCCAGGCUCAAGGUCAUUACGUAGGUGCAUCCAUGCAAGUACAUAUUUCUCAAGGUCAAGGUCACGUGGGAAUGAGCUCAGGACAGGGUUAUAUUUCUCAAGGUCAAAAUACUUACAGUGUAAAUCAAGUACAAAGAGGACAGGAUCUUCUUGUACAAGGACAAAGUAAUUUUCAAGGUCAGGGUCAGCAACGAACUAGAUCUGUUAGUGGAGGGCAAGGCAUUCCAUCUGGCUUGCAAAAUCAAGAAAGAUUCGUCAAGGCUAUUGAGGCAGCAGCCUCUUUGGCACAGCUUAGUAAUACCGGUGAUUCUGAGUCUAAACUUAGACUGCUUCAUUUAAAAGACAAACUUGAGAAAAGUGGGAUGUUGGGCCCAGGUGAAUCAUUGCCUUCUUUCCUUGCUAAAUAUGCUUUACGAGAAAAGAACAGAUUUUUUGUUCAGCAACAACAAGCUCACGCAAACAAUCCAAAUAUGCCUGCCCAAACUCCAGUGAGUGGGACUGUCUCAGCACCUGCUCAGUCAGUGAAGGGUCAAGCAGAUGCCUCUGCUAUACAGUCAGCAUUUGUUAUCCCCCAGUCUCAUGAAGCACAGGACAAAGCAGUUCUUGGACGUUGGUAUGCUCCACCAUCAGCAAAAACAGGUUUGCCAACACAGACGCCAGGACUGGCAAGAAGUCCGUUAGCAGGACAAUCUGUAACCAUGGCAACAGCUACCGCUACCACCAGCGUCUCCUCUAAUAUGGGUACUGAGGCAACUCAAGCAACAGGGGAACCAUUUGUGUUAAAACCAACUGUAUGCAAUGAAGAAGUUAUUGAAUACAAAGUAGCAGAUUUGUUACGUUGCCUUCCUCAGUCAGUAAGGUCACGGCACACUAGCAGUGUUGACUCAAAUAAAAGCACUGGACAAUCAAUAUGUGACACUCAUCCGACUUUAAAUCAAGACAAAAAUGAAGCCAUUUCUGAUCAAAGUCAACAGAGAGAACGACCAACGUCACCCAUGCAUACAUCAGAAUCACCAGUAAGAUCAGUUGAAAAAGAGACUCACAUGUCUGGACUGCCUGAAGAAACAGUUGAAAACGAGGUUGCUAAAACUGCAUCAAGGGAAGGAACUCCUGGUUCAGAUGAGCUAGGAACAAAUUCUCUUGAUAUAAAUAAACAAAAACUUUUUGAUGAAUUAGUGCUAGACUCUCAAUUUGGAACCCAGGAUAUGAAUCCUGACAUAGAUUUUAGAAAUUAUCUCCCUUCCCCUGGACUUCCUGCUGAUUUUUCUCAAACACCUUCACCUGUAAUAAGAGAAACAGAAAGCCCAUUUGUAUUUCCGACCAGUUGUCAGACAGAUACUGAUUCAAGUGUGGUUACCAGGUGUCAGAGUCCAGAGUUGUCUGGCCCUAGUGAGAAAGAAUUGGACAUUAAUACUCUGCAAGAUACAGGUGAAAAAGAACCUAGUGUUGAAACAGAGGUUUUACCAAAGCCAACUGUUGAAAUUGACAGAGAUGAAUCACCUGUUAGAAUCAGUAAAAAGAGAAAACUUAGCUCUGUCAGUGAUAGUAAUUUAGGAAAAUUGCCCCCACCUUUAAAACGUCAAAGAGGUCGUGGACGAGGCCGUGCACAUGGCAGAGGAACUAAAGCUAGAGGAAAAGGAAGAUCAUGGGCAGUAAACCUAACACCAAACAGUAAACAGAAUAAGCCUGUUAGAGGACUGAGGAAACAGACAGCUAGACUAUCUAGAGGACGAGGAAGAGGUGGUAGGGCAAAACCAGCAUCGGUAACAGAAGUGUACAACAGUCCUGCCCCAAAGAUUGAGCAGUCAGAAUCACCAAGUGUUGCAGGACUAGAUGGCCAAGUCAUACAAAAACCACAAGAUCUGAAAAAAUUAAUGGACAAUCUGCCUCAUGAGGAGUUGGAAAAAACAACAGUUAGUUUAUCAACUCUGAAAAUGAUGUUAGCAUGGUCAGAGGCAAAAGAGAAUGCUGGACCAGAAGAUGAUGAAGAUAGUGACACAGUUAGUGUUACUAGUGCUGGUGAUGCAGAAAAUCAAGUGAAAGAGAUGGAAACACAAGAUGUAAGCAGUGAAAUCAAUAAUAAAGAACACAAUAGGUAUGAACCACCUGCUGAAGGUGUUGAUGAAAGUAGUAGAGAAGGUAUGGAAGAAGAAUCAGAGUCUGAAAACAAAGAAACUACACAUACAGAAAAAGAAAAGCAAAAUGUUGAAGUGAAAUCUCCUGCCAAAGUAUUAGUUGACAAGUUAAAAGAUGUAUCUGCAGUUACAGAAACAAAUGAAAUUGAAACAAAUGAAGACCAAAACAAGGAUCAUGUGGAUACUAAAAGAUCUGAAGAAAGAAAAGAAGUAGAUGAGAGUAAAACUAUUGCUGUUAUUGAAUCUCAAAAAACACAAGAAGAAAACGCUUCAAAAGAUGAUCUACAGGUUGAAAAUAUUAAUAGUGAGCCAUCAAAUAUUGAAAGUCCGUCAUCGACCCAGGUUUAUUCUGUGACAGAUACACAUAAAAUGACUUGGGUUCGUUAUCAUGGGAAAACUGUCACUCAGCUUAUAACUCCUGAUGGAAAUUUUUUUAUAAUGAAAGAAAUUUUGAGACGCUGUUUCCGUAUUCAAGAACCAAACAAAAGUCUAAAAUUCGGUAAAAUAGGAAUUCUUAAAAGAAAAGUUCUAAAGAUUCCAGAUAUUGAGUUAGAGCCUUUGUUUUAUGACUAUGUUGUCAAAAAUUUGGUGGAAAGGAAAGUUAUUAGAACAAUACCGCAGAAAUUCAUAAUAAUUUCAGAAGAAGAUGCAAAUAAAUUGUUUCAUUAUGUAUGCAAAGAUCAGUAUUGUGGGAGUGCCUGUGUAACACCAUUUAUUCAGAGUCGGGCAGCUACAGGUUUGAAACACUCUGAAAUGAAUUCUUCAUCGAAUUCUUCGGCAGUAUCUGACAUCUCGCAAACAAAACCUGUUGUUAAAAAGGAUAGAAACUUAUUUGAUUUUCUUGAAAAAGAGACUGUUUCACCAAAAGUGGAGAAGGGUAUUAGUGAUAACUUGCCUAAAAAGAAAAGACAGAAGCACCCAUCAAGUGAAGUUAUUAAUUUAUGCUCAGAUGAGGAAGAUUCAAAUGGUUAUGACACUGAUAAAACUUUGCCUUACAUUGAUGGAAAACCAACAUCAUUUGCUGAACUGAAAGAAAUGGACAAGAAUAACACUAAGUGUCUAACUGAAAAUGAGAUUAGGAAGAAGGAAACCAGUUGCAACAUUAAAAAGGCUUCAUCUGAUUCAAAUGGUGAUGUUGAAAAUGUGCUACAAAAUGAAACUGGAGACACAUCUGAAAAAUUAAAUAAAAGUAAAUCAGAGAGUGAUAAAACAGAAACUGCUGAAUCUCAGGACUCUGAUAGUGGAAAUAAUAGGUUGAAUAAGUGUAACUCAGGGAAAGAAAUAUUACAUACUAAUAAUACUACUGAUGAAACAGACACUACAGACUUAGAUAACAGUGCUGCUGACAAAUCUCCAAUAGAAAGAAAUAGUGAAAAUCUUAAUAAAAACUGUGAUAUAAUAACUGAAGGCAAAUCACCAGUAGAAGCUAUGAAUAAUUCUCAUGGAAGCAAUACUAAAGAAAUUGAGAAUAAUAAGGUAUCUGAUGAUGAAGUGAUAGUGAUUGAAGAUGAGGAGGAAGAUAAUUCUUUCAGUGAGGAAAAUGAGACUGGUGUUUGUAAACUGACAUUAGAUAGAAUGAAAAAAGAAAUUGGGUUAGGAAGUAAUAUCGACCCCAUUGAAAUUCGGAGGGAAUCUGUUGAAUUAGUUCAGGUGCAUAAUAUUGAUUCAACUGCAGUUUGUGCUGAUAAUUCUGAUAGAUCUGAUACAGGUAAAAGUGAUAAACAGAAACUUGAAUGUGGUGAAAGAGGUAUAAAGAUGAAAACGACAAGUGCAAUAGAGAAGGAAAUAUGUGAUAUUGUAGAUAUCAGUGCAGUUAAUGACAAAUGCAUAAGAGAUGUUGAUAAUGCUAUAAAGUCAGAUAGGACUGUUGAUUUGAGUAUGGAUAUAGACCUAACAGCAGAUGAUGAACAGGAUGUUACCAUAGGAGAGUGGGUUUUCCCAGCCCCUCCAAAAACUUAUCCACAAGAUGGAACUAAGAAACUGGAAGAAGCAAAAGAGACUUUGGACAAGAUCAUAGUGAAAGCUAACAAUGCAAAAAAAACUGAAGAAUUUGUUGAAGUUUUAGACACUGUAUUUAAACUGACUGAACCCCUUAAACAGUGGACCAAUACACUGCUUGAUCACUAUGAAGAAGGACUUCAAAUUGAAGCUCAAAGACUGAGGUCACUCAAUCAACUGAAGUUAAUGGACAUCUCAAAUACUAUAGAACUUGAUGAUGAUGAUGAUGAUGAUGUUGAAAUGGAUUGAAGAGGGAAUGGAACUGUGCUGACCAUGUGACCAAAGUAAUUGUGAAACACAGAUAUACAGUGGAGCAAUAUUAGACAGUUGGUGCUAUAAAUUAAAAAAAAUGUCAGUGUAGCAGUUUUUGGCUGUGAAUUAGAUUUUGUGUUGUAUGUUGAUAUAUGUGUCUAUCAGAUAUAGGUAAUAAUUCACACAGCAAUAGAUAACUAGAGGGGUAAAAUAUGCUGCUAUUUGCUUGGUGUUUGAAAUUAUGCAAACCCUUGCUUAAUAUUUAGAAAUAACUGCUUUGAAAUGGAAUAUAGUAUUAAAAAUCUAUUGGUAUUACAUCUUGGUUUGAAGUUAUUUAAUAGAAUUCAGAGUGGGCAAUAUGAACUGUAUUUUGGAGCAAUAAGCAUUAUUUUCAGUUGAAUUUGCUGGUGCUUCAUUCAAGUUUAUAUGAAAUUUUUGCAAAAGGUUUGAAGAUAUUGUAUCAUUUUAAGUCAAGAAAUAGUUGAUAGAAAAAUUAAAUCAAACAUUAUGUCUUUAAAGCUCAAAUAAGAAGUAGAAUUUUUUUUGUAUUAUUACUUUUUUUUAAUCUAUGCAAUAAUCACAUGUUUGUAUAACCAUUGGUUAGUGUUGAAAGUUAAAAAUAAAAAAGAAACUGUUAAAGUUCAUUUUUUUUUUCACACUGUGACAAGUUUUACAUAGUUUACAUGUAAAUAUUAAAUGUUGUCAUUAUAUACUGUAUAAAUUAGAAAACUGCCAUUCAUGAAUUACCUGCUUUGAAGCAAGUAAAUAUUUUAAAAAGUAAUUCUAAGCAGAAUAUCAUAUAAAAAACUGAUUUACAGUGUGCAGUCUGGAAUUGAGUACUACAGGGGUAAAGGAAAUAAGUGUACUGACCUUCUCACAAUAGGUUUUCAGACCAAACGUAUUUCAAGUUGUUAAGGCCAAUGGCAUUUAAUCAUAUGCCCAUCACUAUGAAACCUGACUAGGGGUGUAGAUAUCUUCCAUACGAGGAGCUAUUCUGCUGGCUUAUUAAAAGGUCAGUGGUUCUACACAGGUGCCCAGCUGUGCGUGCAAUAAUGCCCGGAGGAGCACCUGGGAUCUUGCCGAAGUUUCCAUAUGACCUUCAGUUACGUUUGUUUGAGCUUAAACAAAAAAAAUUGACUCAAGAUACAUGAAUUUGAAAAGUUAAGUCUAAGGGCAAUAGAAACGGCAGAAUGUCUAGAGGGAGCUUAGUUUUGUUAAAAAUUUGUUGCAGACUGUAAACUAGGGUCAAAGGUUACAAGUCUGAGUUUGAAGACCAGUCCAAAAAUUCCAGCAUUUCAUUGGUUGAUUCAGAUUUGAAAUUAACCAAUGACAAGGCUGUAUUCUGAGUCAGAUCUCCAAAGCCAGUUUCAUAACUCUGGAUUGAUACCUUUUUAGAGCAAUUUAUUUUGAUAAUGUGCUGUUGACAGAGCAGUUUACACGCAACUCAAUCGGUCAGUGUUGUAUUUUUAUCUUGCUAAAUAUAUUUUUAUGUGCCAAAUGCAUUAUUUUGACUGACUGCAAACUGUAUGGUUAUUUUGUACUUUGCAGUAUUCAAGUAUGAAUUUAUUUUUCUGUUACAGUAUUAAAAUCAAUUUGAUUGGUUCCCUAGUGAUAAUUAAUGGAUCUUUGUGCUGACAAAAUACUUUAGUAUCUCUUCACCAUGUUUUUUACGAUUUUUGUAACUUCAUUGACAAAAACUAAAAUUUAUGUGACGUUGAAAUCAGUUGUAUUGCUCAUUUUUACACCCACUAGAUCCACCUUUGUGAUCUUUUUAUAGAAAAAGUAGAGCUAUUGCACUCGCCUCGGUGUCGCCGUCGGCAUAGCCGUUGGUUAAAGUUUUUGAUAAAGUCAAAUAUCUCUAUUACUAUCAGAGCUUUUGACUUGAAACUUAAAAUAGUUAUUUACUAUCAAAGUCCACACCAGGAGAAAAAAUCCUCACCACUCUGAUUGAAAUUUUGACAGUUAUGCGCCUUUUUAACUUAGAAUAUUUUCGUUAAAGUUUUUAAUAAAGUCAGAUGUCUCAGUUGCUAUCAAAGCUUUUGACUUUAAACUUAAAGUAAUCAUUUACUAUCAAAGUCUAAACCAGGAGAAACAAUCCCCAUAACUCUGCUUUGAAUUUGGACAUACUUAUGCCCCUUUUUUACUUAAGAAUUUUCUGUUGAAGUUUUUACUGGCAAAGCUCUAAUUCAGAGUCAAGUACGGGAGAGGGAAUGGGUGUGGGGGUGGCACUUAAGAUUUGUUUUUAUCCGUCUUGGAUUUGUUUUGUUGAUAUGUUUGGUAUUUCAUUAAGUAAGACCCUUGACUUAGUCAAAAAAAUAUGCAUAAAAGACUUGGUGUGUGUAACAUUGUGUCUCAAAAAGUAUUUGACCUAGAAUCAUAGAACUACAGAGAUGUUGUUCAGCAUGUGAAGUUUAUCUAGAUUUACCUGCAAUAUAUGUAUAUAUAAGAAAUAUAUUUGUUACAGUUUCUUUUAGCUUUGGUUUAGUCAUGCAUUUUUAACUAGCAGCUUUUGACUGUACAGUGACAGUAUGUGCAUCAGUGUCACAUGCACACACAUCUAGUUCAUGUCUAGCAUCAGUACUUGAAAUUUCACCUCCUGAAAUCUUUAACUGUUAUGCCGAAUGUUUUGUAUGUUUUUCAAAUACACAGUUCAUUCUGCCCUCUAAUCAUUUUGUUUGCAUCAGUUGCUUGUACAUUUUUAUCUUUUCAUAAUUUUGGGGGUAAGCUUUAAAUUUUUUGUUGUGCCAAAUAAAUUUGUAUGCAAUUUUUUAAUGUUACCACCAUUUGUGUUUAGAUUGACAGAGAUUUUAUAACAGAAUUAAGAUGUACAAUGAGUAAUGAUUAAGUCUCUACUAACAAUCAAAAAACUUCUGUUUGUAUAUGGUUAUAUCAAGAAAGACAAACACUUAAGUUAUAAUUUCUCUGUCCUUAAUUGUUGUCUUUAUACCUCCACCAGAUAUGUUUCUGUUGGGUGCGGCUAUAUAAGAAUCACUGUGUCCUGUCCAGUCUGUCUAAAUUUAUAUUCCUUAAAUAUCUCGGGGUGUGGGGGGAGGGGAGGGGGGAACCAAUACAGAUCUAAUUUUGAAACUUAAAACAGGCAUGACGGAUAUUGAGACAAGUUGAGGUACCAGGUUCAUAUUUCUGACUUUUCCUUUGACAAAAUUAUUACUUUUUUGCGCUCCAAAAAAUGUCCCAUCCCAUCGUUCUUGUAUUGUUUUCAGUAAAUAUUUGAUAACUGAUAUAGAUUUUAUUUUGAAUAUUUGCGCAGACUUAAAGAUCAGGAGACAAGUUCACAUACCCAAAACUUUUUUUUUUUUUACUAAACUGCUACUAUAAUUUCACUCCAGAAACUGUCCCACCUCAUCGUUCCUUGAACAUCUUUGAAACGUAUUCCAGUUUGAAUAGACUUUAACAAGUUCACAUGCCAUAUUUCACACUUCUGACUAUUCUUUUGACAAAUGUGUUUUGCUUUUUGCAGUCAAAAAAUCAUGUCACAUUCCAUCUGUCCUGAAUUGUUUUCCAUGAAUGUUUCUGGAAGCAAUACGCAUAUCUUUUGAAACUAAAAACAGACUUUAAAGAUCAUGAGACAAGUUCACUAUCCAGGUCCCAUAAAUCUGACUUUACUUCUGACAAUAUUAUUUCACAUUUUGCACUCCAAAACAUGUCCAGUCCUAUCUGUCAUGCAUUAUUUUCAUUGAAUAUUUCUGGAACAGAUUCAUAUAUAUUAUUUUGAAACUGAAAUCAGACUUUUAAAAUGAUAAGAGUAGUUCACAUACCAAGUCCCAUAAUGCUGACUUUUGUUUUGACAAAAUUAUUUCCCUUUUUGCUCAUUGAGAGUGUCCCAAAGUGAUGCUUCCUUCAGUAUUUCUGAAAUUUACCAUGCAUUGGAGUGAAACUUCACACAGACCUUUUUUGUCUUAAUGCAAGUUUACCCAUCUACAUGUAGUUUCAUAACUCUACCUUUUAUUUUGAUAAAAUUCUUCACUUGGGAAAUGUGUCAAAAUUGUAGUUUUUCUUGAUUAUCUUUGAAGCCAAUAGAUUUUAACAUUAACCUCCGAGACCAUAAAACAAGUUCGCACAACAAGUUCCUUGAAUCUGACCGCUAUUUAUAACAAAGUUGUCUCCCUUUUCAUUCACCUUUUUGAACAGUGACCAGUUGGUGAGACAGUCCGACACCGUGAUAGAUGACAAUAAGAGAAAAUGUAUUUCUGAUAGGUUUCGGGGGUAUGAAUCACAAGUAGUGAUAGCUCUAGUUACUAGUUACCAAAGUUUUGCUGUUGAAAUUAGCAAAUGGCUGCCUAUACUUUGGAAGUUUUUUAAGACCUAUUUAUCUGGUAUCCAGAACUGUAUUCAUUAGGUAUUUGUUAACCUGUUAUGUAUGAAUAUGUAUUAAUCAAUGAAUAUGUAUUAAUUAUAAUCAUGUAACAAAUCUUAGAAGUUAUUAUGAAUCAAAAAUAACAAAAAAGACAACAGAUUGAAUAAAUAAUGAUUGGGUCUUGACAAUGUGACAGUGAAGACAGUUAGAAUCUGUCUUGUCACAGAUCUCGGGCGAAUAAUCUUGUGUAGCUUUUUCUUGAUGAGAUAUUGUAACUGUAAUUUAAGUUUCACAAAAUUUAAAGUCAACCUUCAUUUGCUCGAAUUGAAUGUGUUUGGCAAAAUUAGUUCAAGCUAUCUGUAGUUCCAGCUUUGGAACAAUAUACAUGAUAAUAUUAAUUUCACCGGGACCUGAUGAUGAGUUUGAGCGAAGGGUGGUGUUCGAAUUGUCCGAGUUCGAGCGAACGAAGUUCGACUGUUUAGUAGUUAGGACAAUGUUUUUUUUUAGAAAUAAAAUUAUCAUGUUACAACCUGCUGAAACUGUUCGGAUGCUGCAAAUGCUGCUUACAAGCAAUACUUUUAUGUACAUUGUCAUACUAUUGUCACAGAUUUUCAAAGAAUAAGUAUAAAGUAUUGUUUGUAUUAUUGUUUUGGUUAUUUUAGUUCAUUAUUGGAUGCAGAUAUUUUUAUUUCUUUAAGUGCUAUGUACACAGUUGUUCAUUUGUUUGUCUUUUUGAAGCAAGUUAUAUGUAAAUGAAUAAAUGUACAAGGUUUCUAUAA
This is a messenger RNA of Mercenaria mercenaria, 10693 nucleotides long. RefSeq lists its product as uncharacterized. The coding region runs from base 98 to 5596 and encodes 1832 amino acids. The transcript has 11 exons. The record is from RefSeq and is a predicted model, not a curated record. NCBI's taxonomy places the organism in Eukaryota, Metazoa, Mollusca, Bivalvia, Venerida, Veneridae.